This is a messenger RNA of Sciurus carolinensis (gray squirrel), 1494 nucleotides long. It is a transcript of the gene Tmed1, whose product is annotated as transmembrane p24 trafficking protein 1. The coding region runs from base 37 to 717 and encodes 226 amino acids. Gene Ontology annotation, biological process: Golgi organization; intracellular protein transport; endoplasmic reticulum to Golgi vesicle-mediated transport. Gene Ontology annotation, cellular component: endoplasmic reticulum; endoplasmic reticulum-Golgi intermediate compartment; COPII-coated ER to Golgi transport vesicle. The record is from RefSeq and is a predicted model, not a curated record. The transcript is spliced from 4 exons. Lineage: Eukaryota; Metazoa; Chordata; Mammalia; Rodentia; Sciuridae.
CGCAACCAGUUUGCAGACCAGAGGGUGACCCGGAGGAUGGCGGCCGGCUCGGCCCUAUUCCUGGCCCUGUGGCUGCUACUGCUGCCAGUGGGGGUGGGAGGGGCAGGGCCUCCGCCGAUCCAGGACGGCGAGUUCACGUUCUUGUUGCCCGCGGGGAGGAAGCAGUGCUUCUACCAGUCCGCGCCGGCCAACGCAAGCCUCGAGGCCGAGUACCAGGUGAUCGGAGGUGCUGGUCUGGACGUGGAUUUCACGUUGGAGAGCCCUCAGGGUGUGCUGUUGGUCAGUGAGUCCCGCAAGGCUGACGGGGUGCACACCGUGGAGCCUACAGAGGCCGGGGACUACAAGCUGUGCUUUGACAACUCCUUUAGCACCAUCUCCGAGAAACUGGUGUUCUUCGAGCUCAUCUUUGACAGCUUGCAAGAUGAUGAGGAGGUGGAGGGCUGGGCAGAGGCUGUGGAGCCAGAGGAGAUGCUGGAUGUCAAAAUGGAGGACAUCAAGGAAUCCAUUGAGACCAUGAGGACCCGGCUGGAACGCAGCAUCCAGAUGCUCACACUGCUGCGGGCCUUCGAGGCUCGGGACCGCAACUUGCAGGAAGGCAACCUGGAGCGGGUCAACUUCUGGUCAGCUGUCAAUGUAGCAGUGCUGCUGCUGGUGGCCGUGCUGCAAGUCUGCACGCUCAAGCGCUUCUUCCAGGACAAGCACCCAGUACCCACGUAGCCCCUGCACUGGAGGAAAAACUGGAAAAAGGGGCAGUGGGUGUGUGCGGGUGUGAAUUGGGGGUUUCUCCCCAUGUAGCUUCCUGUAGGAGGGGAGACUAUGCAGUGACAACCACAAGUGUGGCCCCACGCGUUUCCUCCUUUCCUGGGUUGUGCAGAGAGCACCACUGGCUUGCAAACCUGGGCCCUCCAAAGGGGCAGCGCAGCGUCUGCUUCUACUUUCCUGGAAAUUGUGCACGGUGGGAGUUGCAGUAUUUGAAUGCAACCCUUGGAUUUCCUGGCCCCACCCCCUGUAAAUGUGCCUUAGCUCAAGUCUUCUAGCCUGCACCAGCACCACCUGGAGGAGGACAGGACCAGGAAGCGGACUUCCCCUGUGUCCCCACCUGGACCCUCCAAGCCAGCUCAUGGUGGGAGGGUGCCUGCUGCUUGUGGGACCCUACGCCUUAGUUUCUCUUUUAGGCUGGGGGUGGCCUGCCCGUGCCAGGGGUUGAAAAGGAGACACGCCUGCAGAAUUCUUGCCAGGAUAGUCACUUUAUUUGACAGGAAGGGGCCCUGGCCCCUCGGCCCAGCGGGGGGCCUGCUGGGUAUGAGGUCUGGUAACAGAACUCCAGGAGAUGGCCUGCAGGACCACCCUCCCCUCCCCCUGCAUGGGGCUCUGACAGGGCUGAGGGUGGUCUGGCCAAAGCCGGUGCAGGAGCCCCAAGGAACAAAGGGUGGUCCAGCCUGCAUACUGGAGUCAAUAAAUUAUGGUCAGAAAAUCACAGAGCCUGGUGAUUGG